This is a messenger RNA of Closterium sp. NIES-67, 2311 nucleotides long. The record is from the annotation of a GenBank genome assembly. NCBI's taxonomy places the organism in Eukaryota, Viridiplantae, Streptophyta, Zygnematophyceae, Desmidiales, Closteriaceae.
CUCGCUUCGUAUUCGAUAGAGUGGAUGCCGUCAGGCGUUCCAUUUCUUCAGUGCGCGCGUGCUCUUAGGUGUGCUGUGCUUGGCCCACGCAUACUGCCACCACUGCAGCGACAACCACCACCAUCCAAAGGCCAGCAUCCUUUCAUAAAUCCAACAAGAGAAAAGGCACUCUGAUAAGGCCAGAGUUAGAUAUCACAAGACCGUUUCGGGGUGGCUUAGCGCAUAUCUCGUUCCAUCCGUCCGCAUUGGGUAGCAAACCCUACCAGUUUCCUAGUCUCGCCUACUGCGCCUUGUGCGUCUACUGCUCCUGACUAACUCCGUUCGGAAUAGUAUCUUUCCCACGCCUCCUAGUGACUGUCCGUCCGUCCCCCCCUCGUCCCCCGCGAUGAGGCUGCAGCUCCAGCCGCUGCUGCUGCUGCUCCUCGCUCUAGCUCUCACCCGCCAUAAUUUGCACGCCGAGUGCCAUUCCCUAACCGCCAAUGGCGGCGAAACCAGCGCUGGUGCCACCCAGAGCGAUCAACACGGGGACAGCGUGACCGGUGGUGGCGGCGCCGCUCCCGGCCGCGUGUUGCAGGAUGCGGAGAUGCCGUCCCUUGCGGCGGCGGUCGCUGCGGCGGCGGAGGGGAAGAAUGCUUCCGCCCUCGACCUGCUCUUGCGCCGACAGCUCAAGGCUCGCAAGGAGGACCCCGUUUUAAGCAUGCUCGCUAACGCGUGGCACAACAUGCUGAUCGCGCAGUACUGGGCGCGCAAGACGUCGUGCAGCGCCAAGCUGACCGCCGCGUGCAAGGCGCUGCAGAGCGCGGAGGCGUACCUCAAGGCUAAGAGGGGCGCGGAGGCUACUGCGCAGAUGAAGAACGCCAAGGCCACCUCUAGUGGUUGUGUCAACAGCGUACCCGCCCAGUCGAGCAAGUACAUUCGCCUCGCCAAGGACCAGAUCGGGCAGACGCAAAUUCUCAUGGCGAAAAAAAACCCCUCGGUCAAGAAAGUCAAGAAGCGGAACCCGCAGGUCAAGCGCAACACCGGGCCGGGGUGGCUCGGACACAACGACCUCCCCGGGGGCAUCAUGCAGUGGUUACCGUAUGGUAACCCGAUCGACGACUGCUGGAUGGGUGGUAACUGGAACAAUAACAUCAAGAAGCUCGCGGAUUGCGUAGAGGGGUAUGCGACGGGAACAACUGGUGGAAAGGCGGGGCAGAUUUACCAUGUGACUAGAGCGGAUGAUAACCGCGUGAGCCCGAGUCCCGGCACCCUUCGAUAUGGUAUCACCAGGGCUGAGCCGCUGUGGAUCGUUUUCGACGACGAUUUCACAUUUACCGGUCUGGAUGCGGAAAUGAUUAUUUACAAGGAUAAGACGAUCGACGCACGUGGGAAAAAGAUCGUGGUGGGCAACGGUCCCUGUUUCGCGGUCGAAGAGUCGUCGAACGUGAUUAUUCACGGAAUCUCUUUUGUGAACUGCAAAAACCGGGUUGGCAACAUUAAAAUAGCAACUGGGCCUGGGAAUACCAUCGAUGGUCGCGACUACCUGAACGGAUACGGGGUGUACAUUUACAAAUCCCACCACGUUUGGAUCGACCACUGCUCUUUCAACUACGCGGACGACACCCAUAUUGACAUCAUCGAGGGGAGCACUGCCGUCACUGUAUCGAACUCCUACUUCACCAACCAGGAUAAGGUGAUUCUGAUGGGUCACAACGAUGCCAACUCGAUGGACAAGAGCAUGCGCGUGACCGUCAUGCUCAACAAGUUCGGCCCGAACCUGGACGAGCGCAUGCCACGUGGCAGGUUCGGGAUCUUCCACGUGCUGAACAACUACUACCCGAACGGGUGGGGAAUCUACGCCAUUGGCGGCAGCGCUGACCCCACCUUCCUCAGCGAAGGGAACUACUUCGUUGCUAGUGGUGGAAAUAAGGAGGUGACCAAGCACGACAUUGCUGCAAGCAAGAGCGUCUGGAGCGGGUGGGACUGGCAGUCGGUGGGAGAUUACUUCUCGGGUGGAGCCUUCUUCACAGAAUCCGGAAGUUCCGGGUACAGGCCCACGUAUUCAUACCGUGCCCUGAAUGCUCUGGAGGUUCCUAGAGCAACCAACCGUGCAGGGCCAAUCGGGUUCUGAGCACGACCUGUUACUUGGCGGCUAAGCUUGUCGACUAGAAGAUUAGCUGCAUAUGUAGGAAUGGCACCCACACUUCCUUGCUUUUCUAGGAUUAGACAGUUAGACUGUAAAGGCGCUAUCCAGGAAGUACCAGCUAACAUUUAUUUUCAGAAGUGAUACAUGUCAUAGGAAUUUUAUCCAUACUAAAAUGUUGAAACGUGU